CAAGUACAUAUAUUUAUUUUGUUUAGAAACCGGGUCACGAGUUAGCAGUAAACCCUGAUUAUGGAAUGAAACUCAAUAGAUUAUUUCCCCACCAAAUUGUGCAUAGAAAACUAAGAGAGCCCAGCCCAGUGAGAGCAAUUUUCAACAUUAGCAAACCAAUCAAAUGAACUGAAUUACGAGAAAAUCAAGUCCGAAUUGAUAUCGUUGCGAUAAACAUGUCGAACGAAUAUCAACAACACGAAAUCGCAACAAAAAUUUGAACAGACAAAAGACAAUCAUCGGUUGAUGGCGCACUGAGCUGCCGCACAAAUGUCACGUAAUUGAAUGCACAUUAUGGCGUGAACCCGUCAAAGUCGUCAAAGCAUAUUUAAACAAAUCAAGUUGACCAAUUGGCCACAGUCAGCUAACGGUGCUCUUGCCUUGAGAACACAUAAACAUAACUUAAAGAGGGACAGACACACGCCGACGGUGUAUUAGCAAGUUCCGCAAACCCAGGCAGCAGCAACAACAACAGUUUGCGUCAAAAUGAAUCGUUUUCAACACCUGCUUUACAUCUGCGCUAUCGCAAUGAUUGCGUGCAGCACAACAGCCCAUGCUUCGUACGGCUCGCAGGGAUCGUCAGGUGGCUAUGGUAGCGGUGGCGCUGGUGCUGGCGCUGGUGCUAUUGGUGGUGAUGCGCUCAGUGGCAUCAUCCAGGGCAUCGGUUCCGGCUCGAUUCAAGGCGAUGGCAAUGGUGUACCCAACCCUUGCGGUAAAAUCUUGCCUGCUCAAAGCAUCCCCUACUCGUUGGGUCAACGUGCCAACACAGUGAGCUCUUCCAUCACUUAUCCACAAAACAAAGGUGAAAUUCUUAUCCAUCGUCCGGCUGCUAUCAUUGUUAAGCGUCCACCUACCAAAGUGUUGGUGAACCAUCCUCCACUAGUUGUGAAACCCGCACCAGUUGUCUUGCACAAACCCCCAGCAGUUGUAUUGCGCAAGGUCUAUGUUAAGCAUCAUCCACGUCCAGUUAAAGUAGAACCCGUGUACGUUAAUGUUGUCAAGCCACCAGCAGAGAAGUACUUUGUUAACGAGAAGCAACAACAGGCCUAUAGCAGCGCUUAUGGCAAUAGCGGUUAUGGUGCUGGUGCUGGAGCUGGUGGUAAUGCUGGCAGUGCAGCAAGUGCUGGCAACGCCGAAGCUGCUGGGUACCAGCUAUUACAAGGUAGCCAAGGAUUAGCUGCUUUAGCCAAUAUCGCCAAUGGUGGGCAAGAUGCUUAUCAUGGUGGUAAUGCCGGUCAGGGUGGUUAUGCCGCGCCAACAGCACAACCUGGUUAUAAUGCUGGCAGCUCGUCACAAGGCAGCUACGCUCCAGCAGCGCCACAAUACUAAAGACUACUAUUUGAUAUAUAGUUUUUUUUUUUUAGGAAUUAAGUCCCCGAAAAUAUGUUCUGUUUACGGAUAGAAAAUGGUUAUUUCAUAACCUAAAAAAUUUUUAUACUGCACCAAAGUGUGCCAAAAUAAAAUGUUUUUUU
Messenger RNA from Ceratitis capitata (Mediterranean fruit fly), 1511 nucleotides. RefSeq names its product chorion protein S38 (gene Cp38). The record is from RefSeq and is a predicted model, not a curated record. The coding region runs from base 526 to 1368 and encodes 280 amino acids. The transcript is spliced from 3 exons. NCBI's taxonomy places the organism in Eukaryota, Metazoa, Arthropoda, Insecta, Diptera, Tephritidae.